AGAGCUGAAGGUGCUUGAACUGAUUCAGUAUUGCUUUGUGCUGCCUUUUUGCUAGCUCUUGUUUUCCUAUGGCAGGCAUGAAAUAAUGUAAACCUGUGAGCUUUUUUUAACUCCUUUUCCUGAGCCCCUAGGAGGGAGAGAGUGUAUGCUACUUCUCUAUAGCUGCCCAACUUUUGCCUGGACAGCACCACAUGAGCACUGACAGCAGGAGGAGUUGCUGAGUGCACUGUCUGCCUGCAAAGGGACAGGGAUUUGUGUUUCUUAAGUUCUCACCGACUCAUCCAGCGCUGCAAGUUAGCCAUCACGGUAAGUCAAUUCUCCUGAAAGGGAAGGGAGGAAGAGUGAGGGAGUGAGAGAUAUCCUAGAGCUUUUGAAAGGAAGAGUGGCCGUGCAGGAGUCUGGUGUUUCCUUCUACUUGACACCAUCAGUUUCUCGUGUUAAUGUUUGGGCUGGGGCAUUCGGGUGAGGCUUUGUGAGCUAUUUAAACAUCUUGGUCCUCCUCAAAUGCUGUAAGUUUUCUUAGAACUUCUGGAGGUCUCCAGUGCAUCCUGCUGCUUGGAACAGGGCAGGUGCUAACCCUAAAUCUGGACAGGCUUCAGACUGUAAGAAGUAUCUGGCUGGGACAUGACUUCUGCAAGCUUAAAGGCACAGAACCUGGUAUCACUUAGAUAGGCCUUAUCCACUCGGUACAACAGCUUGUUCUUGAAAUUGAACUGGUUUUAAAGAAAUUAACUGCAUAAAGGUACUGGUUAUCUUUGAGCGUAUGUGCACUUAAAGCAGAUUUACUUGCUGCUGAGAAAGUAUUUUAGAGUUCAACAGUAGAGCAGAAAAAGGAGAAAUCAAGAUAAUUGUCCAGAAAUGUCCAAAAUACAGCAAGUCAAAUAAAAAUCUCUUUGUUGCCCAGAAGGGUAUGGCUAGUUAAACAGGCUGUCCUAAAGCAAAUGAGGGUGUGGUUUUAUGGUGCUGGUAGCUCCUGACAUGCGUGCCCUAUAACAAGUGCUCCAGAGCUCAGCCCAUAAAGUGAGGGGUACUUUGCUGUGUUGACUGGGGAGAGGGUGAAAGGGUACUGUAGCCUGUUACCAUAGGAGUGCCAUAGGCACUGUAAACAUUUAUACCCUCAUUUACUUAGGUAGCCUCACCAGCAAAACUGAAAACUUAACUGGUGGAGGGAAAGGAAAGAAAAAGGGAGAGAAACCUGAACUAGUUUAAAGUUCAGAAGUUUAAGUAACUGCAGACUUAGUUCAUCUUUCUUUCUAGAGGACUUGGACUUCUGUCACUUUCUUUUUUUUUUUAAAUACAGCUUAUAUAAAAACACUUCUGAAUUUACACAUCUCUAAGUUAAGGAACAAUUGAAAAGCUGUUUUUUAGGGUAUCAUUUUAUGAGUGAAAUCACUGUGAGGAUUUUUUCUGUCUGUUUUUACUGUUGUAACUUAAGUGCUCUUCAUAGAGUAGGACAUAGGUCCUGCUUCCUUAGUGCACUGACUUCUAUGGAGGCUGUGGUUCUGCUCAGCAGAAGGACUGAUUAAAGCUGGUGGAUAUUUUAGCACUGAUGUCCUGGUAGAACUCUUGCAUGUUUUAGCUCUGAGGGUCUUCUGAAGCAGAAGGGGUGGCUGGGGAGGACAGCCAUACUGAAACACCUAUAGGAAUAUAGGUCAGGAUGAUUGCCAGCUCCAGCGUAUGACUGUUACUGCCAUUUUAUAUCAGAUUUGUCUCCUUUUUAGCAUGAUCCUGCUUUGAGUCAAUUGAACGUAAUUACUGUGACAGGUGCCUGUUAUGAACUUUAUUGCAAGGCGGUGUUUGAGGCAAGCUAUGAAGAAAGAAACUUCUGUGGAAAGGCAGUGAAAUUUGGUAAAUAGCAGACGUAAGGUUGAGAAAAUUCACCUUUGGACAUUUUUUUUUUUUUUCUGGUUGAGUCAUCCUGUGAUCAUUCACGAUAUGAACAGAAGAAAUGCAAGCUUUACUGCUGGAGAUAAGUGGAAGGUUUCUGUUUGUCUGUCCUGUUACCCACUGUGUUUGUUAAAGAUACUGUGUUCUUUGCAGAGGAAGAAUGCGUUGCCCUGUUUUUUUCUUUGGUCGUGAACCAGAUAAGGUGGGAGAACCAAACAAUUAUUUUCUGUGGUGAAGCAUCAUUUGUUUCUGCAUUAAAGGUGAUAGCUUGAUAGAAGGAUUCUGUGCAAGGGAAUUCAGGGAUGGCUCUUCAGAGACUGUUUCCUAUUUUGCCUUGGCUUAGGGGUCCGUUGUAUCUCCAGCGUAAUGGUUGUACCUGCAGUGAGUAUCACCAGUUAACCAAGAGGGAAAAUGUGCCAUUUGGUUUGUGAUCUGUAUGUAAAGGCUGCCCCUGCUCACUCAGGUGGCAUAAUUAGAGACUGAGCAUGGAAAUCUUGCACAACUGCUGCAGCAGCUGUGUUGGGAUGCUUGUGUGUGCUGGGCACUUGUUCAUGUGACUAAUUCUGACUGCUAGGGAUAUGACUUCAGAUGACUGUUAUUUAAAAAGAACAAAAAACACGCAUCCCCAGGCAACCAAAAAUAAAUUUGUACAUAGAUGAGAAAGGAAAACCACACAGGAUCGAAGUAUUUCCAUGAAGUUGAGCACUAGUUCAGUGAGCAGGAUGCAAACGGGCUGCCACCUCUCAUGGCACUGCAAGUUGGCCCAUCCUGGAAAAGCCCUGGAAGGAAAACAGUGCCUUCACCUCCAGCACACAGCUCCAGACAGAACCCCUCACCUCAGGCCUCCAGUGACAACUCCAUGUGUAACCUCACCCAAACUGGAACCUUUCAUUGAUGGAAGACGCAGACUGUGUUCUUGGAUGCUGGCAUUAAACACACUUCAAAUAUAUUUAAUUUUGGAUGUCUAAAGCUUUACUAAUGUUUCUGGAAAACUCAUUUUUUUCCUUCUAGUAAGUACUGUUGCUGUAAUUCUGGCUGGCGUGGAGCUCUCUGGUCGCUGCAUGCAACAUGACUUUGUGAUACUGUGGGACUAACUGGAUGAAUGUGGAUAACUGGUUUUGGAUUUUCAGUGCUGUGAAAUAAAACUGCACACUUUCUUCACCUGUUUUAUGAGCAACAGUAAUGCAGUCUGUAGCAUCAUGCCUUUAUUCCGCUUCAAAUACAUUUGGCAGACUGCUGUUCCUUGCAGUAUCUGGUUGUUUUGUCUCUUCGCACUGCCGCAUGCUUAAUAUUAAAGUACAUUAAUUGACGUUUUACUUUUUCAUUUUGACUCAAGUUGAAAACUUACUCUUUUUUCCUGGAGCACUGAUUUAAAACCAGUGAUAGCCUCCUGGCAAGCUUUUCACAGGUAUUACCAAAUGCCUGGAGAUGUCCUGCAUUCUGAAGUGAACAACGCACAUCUUUCUCUGCGGUCCAGGAUCUGAUGCAGUGCUGUUUUCUUAAGCAUUAUCACCCUCUUGUGUGAAAUCAAAGCUGGUUUCAUAAAGAAGAAUUAGAAAAAAGGUAACGUUAUUUUAACCAAGCAGGACUUGCUUCUUGGGAAGGGAAAAGAAAAGCAGCCCUGCCAUACACAUAUUUCAACUAAUUUUUAAGAAGUAUAAGUAUUAUGCAUUGAACAGUUAUUAAAUGCAUAACUUUUCAGAGGGAGGUUAUUUUAGUUGAAUGUUAGUUUGUAUUUGUUGGUAUGAUAGAAAUGGUGGUUUCUCUGCCUUCUUGCUUUCUUGGAUGUGAAGUUACAGGCAGUGUCUCCUGAUGCUCCGAGUCACAGACUGCGCUGACCUUACUGGGCUGCACCGUUGCCCUCUAUCCUCAGUGAAGGUUAAUCAGUUAUGGUCCAAAAAAAGGAACUCUGUACAAAUGCAAACAGUAUGUACUGGUGAGACCGCUGGUAAUGCAGUGCCAGCAAUUGGCCAGGAACAGGCAUGCCAGCAAGAGCUCUGAACUUGGUGAUUUCUGGAGAGAUUUUUUUUGCCCAGCCUUUCCUUCUCUUGUGAAUUUGUCGACUCGAUGCCAGAGUUUCAUCACCCCUGUUGCCAUGUGCUGGUAGCCUUUGUGCUUUCUGCUUGUGAAACAUGUCCAUGCCAAAGCAGUGAUGAACAUCCCUUCCAGCGUGCCCUUGUGCCCUGUGUCCCUGAUCAGUCUAGGAGGAGGUGGUAAAUCAAAUGAAUUCUUCUGAUGUCAGACCCCAGCUAACUCACCAUGGCAGUCCAGCAGAUGUACACGAGGUUGGACCUGGCCAUGGGGAGAAAAAAGAAGGUUCUCCUUCCAGGCUGGAAAAUGGACAGGGAUCAACCAAUGUGGUUUACCAAGCCCAUCAUGUCAGCAGGAGUAAGCGAGGACAGGUUGUCGGUACCAGGGGUGGAUUCCGUGGCUGCACAGUUUGGCUAACAGGCCUUUCUGGAGCCGGUAAGACAACCAUUGGCUUUGCUCUGGAAGAGUACUUGGUCUCUCAUGGCAUCCCCUGCUAUUCCCUGGACGGCGAUAAUGUUCGGCACGGCUUGAAUAAAAACCUGGGCUUCUCAGCUGGGGACCGCGAGGAGAAUAUCCGCCGCAUCGCAGAGGUGGCCAGGUUGUUUGCUGAUGCUGGGCUUGUCUGCAUAACUAGCUUCAUUUCUCCUUUUUCAAAGGAUCGUCAGAAUGCACGGAAAAUUCAUGAGGCUGCUGGGUUGCCUUUCUUUGAAAUCUUUGUAGAUGCUCCUCUAAAUAUUUGUGAAAGCAGAGAUGUGAAGGGCCUGUACAAAAAGGCAAGAGCCGGAGAGAUCAAAGGAUUCACAGGGAUUGACUCAGACUACGAGAAGCCCGAAUCUCCUGACCUGGUGCUGAAGACAAACAUUGCGUCAGUGUCUGAAUGCAUCCAGCAGGUCGUGGAGCUCCUGCAAACACAAAACAUUGUGCCCUGUGCAUCAGUUAAGGACGUUUUUGAGCUGUUUGUACCCAAAAAUAAACUUGAUGCUGCCCGAGCUGAAGCAAAUGCACUGCCGUCCGUGGAGAUCACAAAGCUGGAUCUGCAGUGGGUGCAAGUGCUGAGCGAAGGCUGGGCCACGCCACUGAAGGGCUUCAUGCGCGAGGCAGAGUACCUGCAGGUCAUCCAUUUUGGCACGCUGCUGAACGGAAAGAACCUCUCUGUAGCUGAUGGUGUCGUCAACCUGAGCAUCCCCAUUGUGCUGCCAAUCUCAGCGCAGGACAAGCAGCGGCUGGAGGGCUGUGGGGCACUGGCACUCAGCUACGCGGGGCACAGGGUGGCCAUCCUCAGGGACCCUGAGUACUUUGAGCACAGGAAGGAGGAGCGCUGUGCCCGCAUCUGGGGCACCACCUGUGCCAAGCACCCACACGUCAAGAUGGUGAUGGAGAGUGGAGACUGGCUGGUGGGGGGAGACCUCGUUGUGCUGGAAAAGAUCUGUUGGAAUGAUGGCCUGGACCAGUAUCGCCUGACACCGCUCGAACUCAAGCAGAAGUUCACAGAAAUGAACGCCGAUGCUGUCUUUGCAUUCCAGCUGCGCAACCCCGUGCACAACGGGCAUGCUCUGCUCAUGCAGGACACACGGCGCCAGCUCUUGCAGAGGGGUUACAAAAACCCCGUGCUUCUCCUGCACCCCCUGGGCGGGUGGACCAAGGAUGACGACGUUCCGCUGGAGUGGCGGAUGAAGCAGCAUGCAGCGGUGCUUGAGGAGCACGUCCUGGACCCCAAAUCCACUGUUGUUGCCAUCUUCCCUUCUCCCAUGCUCUAUGCCGGCCCCACAGAGGUGCAGUGGCACUGCCGGGCUCGCAUGAUCGCUGGCGCCAAUUUCUACAUCGUGGGGCGCGAUCCCGCAGGCAUGCCUCACCCCGAGACCAAGAAGGACCUGUAUGAGCCCACGCAGGGAGGGAAGGUGCUCAGCAUGGCGCCAGGCCUGACCUCGGUGGAGAUCAUCCCGUUCCGUGUAGCAGCUUACAACAAAGUGAAGCGAGCUAUGGAUUUUUAUGAUCCGAAAAGACACGAUGAUUUUGACUUCAUCUCAGGAACACGCAUGAGGAAGCUGGCUCGCGAAGGGGAAAACCCACCUGAUGGCUUCAUGGCCCCCAAAGCUUGGAAAGUGCUAACUGAGUACUACCAAUCGCUGGAAAAAAAGAAUUAACGCUACUUCUCCUCCUAGAAAUACUUGUAUUAAGAGUGAGCGAUGAUUGAUUGAUUCCCUAUGACAGAGAUCAGCUACAUGGCAUUUUCACUAUUCUGACUAGUGGGACUUUCCUGCCUGGAUCAGAGUAGUUUUUAAUAAUCAGAAAUACUUUGAACUGAGUCCUCCUCCCCUCAGAGCUGGAGGAGGAUGGCAGCCGGCCCUUUGCUUCCAGCCUGGUGCAGCUCCAGGAUGCCUGGUGCAGUGUUGGAUGGGGCCAGCUGGCUCAUUUGGUGCUGCUGGGGACACCGGGGCAAAUCUGCGCACCUGCAUGGAGCAGAAGCAAUGAAGUGUCCUUCCUUUACCCCUUGCCCAGCGCUGCCCCAAGAGAGGGAGCAAGGAGUGGUUGCUGCUGGCCCUCAGUGCUUGGAUCCAGUUGCUGCUCGAGGUCGUGCCUUAGACAGCACUUGCUAACAGUGAGACUUUUUAGUGCCUUUUUAUAAACAGCCUCAUGGCCGAGUCAGUGCCUCACCAUUCUUUUCUUCCUCCUGCUUGCCCCCCCCCCCAUUAAAAAAAAAUCGGAUCUGAUCCUGAUGCUCCAAGUUCGCUUCCCAUGGGGAUGCUGGGACUCCCUGUGCUCAUAGCCCAGUGGGCACCACGGCAGCUGUGCGGGGCAUCACGCAGCCUGGGAGAUCGUUGAGAAGAUGCUGAUCACACAGGACAGUGCAGAGGGCGGAGCUGGGGCUGCCUUUGCCUGCUGGAAAGCUGCAGUGCCUCUCUGGUUUUCCCCUGCCAUGGACUUGGCCAUCAAACCUCGUGUCUUCCCUCCGACUCGUGCUGCUGUGGUGUUGGGAAAGGUGGGCAGCGCCUUCCCUGACCGCCGUGCCUUCAGUCAGUUCCCCGGGGCCACUCAGCACGGGAUUCACAGGAGCUGCUUUCUGUGUGCCUUCUUUUAAUUACAAAUGGGCCCACGCUCAGCAAGAACAGCCCCGGUCCUGCUGGUCACUGCACAUCAAGCGACACCGCAAGCUCAGACCUGUUUUGCUGUGGCCACGGUGCAGUAUCCAAGACUACAUACGCAAUUGGGAAUAUUUUUGUAAGAAGUGUUUUAUGUUUCACUUGUCACCUGAUGUUGGGCUUUUUUUUUUGUAAUCUUUUUACGUGUUCAAAGGGAAGAACAAAAAGCUGUGCUAUACCUCAAUGCCAUGCUGCAACGACCCCGGCAGUAGCCGAGCGCGCGCUAGCACCAGUGCCUUCCACACGCAGGCCCUCUGGCAGGGACCUGCAAGACAAAAGCAAGAUGCUGAUUUUUUUUAAUUGCAAUAUUGGCCAUUCUGAAGCAGCAUUUAGAGCUGUUGCCUCUCAUCCCAAAAGAAUCAAGCAGAGCAAGACAAUGUACUUAAUCCAGACGGUCACAGCGAAACGCAAUUCUUGUAUUGUUCUUUUACAAUAGCGUAGUAUACCAAUUACCUCUGAUUAAAAUAAUGUGGACUAGUUGGUUUUUUUUUUAGUGUAUUUAUUAAAGACAUGAGACUGGAAUUUGUACCUCAACUGAUGCAUCUCCUGAUUUAAUAUAUUCUGACCUUGAUACUCUGAGACACUCACUUUUAGUACAAAUAAAUAUUUAUAUGUGUAAACUAA
Molecule: messenger RNA, 7682 nt
Organism: Gallus gallus (chicken)
Lineage: Eukaryota; Metazoa; Chordata; Aves; Galliformes; Phasianidae
Gene: PAPSS2
Product: 3'-phosphoadenosine 5'-phosphosulfate synthase 2
Exons: 15
Coding region: 4110-6062 (650 amino acids)
Biological process (GO): 3'-phosphoadenosine 5'-phosphosulfate biosynthetic process; sulfate assimilation
Molecular function (GO): ATP binding; sulfate adenylyltransferase (ATP) activity; adenylylsulfate kinase activity
Source: RefSeq, a predicted model, not a curated record